AAAUGAGGUUAAGGGACUAUCCUCAUUUGAGGCGCGUGACUAUUAGGUCGCAAGUUGGUGGAGUUCACGGCGGUAGCAAAGCUCGAAGCCCUGACCUCCGCCUCACCCAAGCUCUAAAGCUUGGGGGCCAACCAAUUAGGCCACAGGCCCGGUUGGCAUUUAUUGAUUUUUGUUUUACGGUGAACUUUUUGCUUUCCCUCCUUUUCUAUUCACAUAUAUGCAUCGUUUUAAUUAAAUUAUGAAUGCGGGUUAAUCAUUACUUCCAUGAGCCUUUGCUUUUUGAUUUUUCAUGCUAAUCUGGUCCCAGUCUUUUUUAAUUUCACGGGUGCAUUGGGGCUUUAACUUUAGAAGGCUAAAAAAUAUUUGCUGUACCUUUUCCUUUUUGCGCAAAUUUCCUCUUGUUUCUGUCUGUUUGAUUGAUAAUGUGUUUUUUCUUACGUUAAUUUUCUUGUAGGCAAGGAGGGCGCUGAGGGCAUUGAAGGCAUUGGUGAAGCUUCAAGCACUAGUGAGAGGCCACAUUGUGAGAAAGCAAACUGCCGACAUGCUUAGGCGUAUGCAAACGUUGGUUAGAGUGCAAGCCAGGGCACGUGCUAGUCGUGUUUAUGUGACUGAGUCGUUCAAUUCUAGUAGCAAGUGGAGCCAGUCUCGGAAUAGUGUCCCUCCUAGCCCUGACAAAGACAAAUCCCAUCUUCGUACUCAUAGUACCAAAUUUGACGGGCCCUCAAUCCUUAAGGUAGGUGUUAUUUGAUUGGUGUGCUGAAUGUUAUCAACAAUUUUCUUUGCAUUUAUUUAUGAACAUUACCUUUUGAUCUUGACAUAUUUGAAUUGCUUUGUAAGAAAAAUAUGUGAUGAUGUUUCUUGUAAAACUAAUGAUAUCAAUCAAGGAAUGACUUUAAUUUGUUGCUUCUUCCAACAUGUUGAGCAUUGAUUUAAUUUAGGAAUUUCCAGAUGCUAGGGAUAGCUGCAAAUAUGAUUUUGGAAAUCAUGAAGUGGUGAAAAAGUUUGGUCUCCAUUCAUUUGUAAAUUAUUCUUAUUGAUUAUGUGCACCAAGUGCUUAAACUGCAUUUUUUUGCUAUUUCAAUGCAUGCAGAGAUGUGGUUCUAAUUCAAAUUUAAGGGACAUCAUUGACCUAGAGAGAGCACGGAUAGGCUCGAAUCGGUUAGAUUGUUGGAUUGAGGAAAAUUCUCGGAACAACCAUGGAAAUGUUUCAAUUCGACAUGGUCAUGGUGACGAUGAGAAGACUGACAAGAUCCUUGAGGUAGAUACUUGGAAGCCUCGCUUGAAUUCCCAACAAAGCAGUAGAACCUUCAGAACAUAUCAGCAUGGUUUGUCUGCAGAUUAUAACAAUUACAGUUUCAUGACAUUUGACUCCCCAAGAAAAUGUCCUACAAAAGCUUCAAGUCCCAUCCCAAGUUUCUCUUCCGGGGAUGUUUUGUCAUUCAGGUCUAUGAAAUACCCAGGAGGAAAAGAUGAAGCUGUUCUAAUGAAUGCAGCCAGUAGUCCACAGGUACUAUCUGCAUCAUCAAGACAUGGAAAUAGUGCACGGAGAAGUCCUUUCACACCUACAAGGAGUGAGUGUUCUUGGGGUUACUUUGGAAGUUACACUGGUCAUCCCAAUUACAUGGCUAACACAGAAUCAUCCCGGGCCAAGUAUAGGUCUCAAAGUGCCCCAAGGCAGAGGCUUGAGUUCGACAAGUAUGGUUCAACAAGAAGAAGCAUUCAGGGUCCAUGGGAUGCCGGGGACACCAUAAAUCCCGAAGGUGAUUUUGCUCAACCUGUUGACUUUAGGCACCGGACUAAUCAACUUGUAUCUGGUCGCGUGUACAGGCCUGGAAAUGCCAGCCAAGUUUGAUGAUGCUUCCUUUUCUCUCUUGCCACUGUUUAUUUUUCAUGUGUGGCCUACUGGCGGCCAUGCCAGAGUUGUAAUUGUUUCUCCAUGAUUUUACAAAACUAUGUUACUUUUCCACAACCAUCUUAACAUCAUUAAUGAAUCAGUUGGGUGCCU
Rubroshorea leprosula is the source of this 2005-nucleotide messenger RNA. The record is from the annotation of a GenBank genome assembly. NCBI's taxonomy places the organism in Eukaryota, Viridiplantae, Streptophyta, Magnoliopsida, Malvales, Dipterocarpaceae.